Messenger RNA from Protopterus annectens (West African lungfish), 3786 nucleotides. It is a transcript of the gene USP25, whose product is annotated as ubiquitin specific peptidase 25. Bases 142 to 3378 code for a protein of 1078 amino acids. The record is from RefSeq and is a predicted model, not a curated record. Gene Ontology annotation, molecular function: protein binding; cysteine-type endopeptidase activity; cysteine-type deubiquitinase activity. NCBI's taxonomy places the organism in Eukaryota, Metazoa, Chordata, Ceratodontiformes, Protopteridae. Gene Ontology annotation, biological process: regulation of protein stability; protein deubiquitination. The transcript is spliced from 27 exons. Gene Ontology annotation, cellular component: cytosol; nucleus.
GCAAUGCAUACUGCUGUCUUCUCACUGUUGUGACUCUACAAAACUCUCAUGGCUCCAGAAGCUGGAAACUCAGACGUGUAGUGGGGAAUUAGUAGGACUUUUACGCUUCAUUUUUGUCACUGAAAACACCAGCUAAAGGACAUGACUGUGGAGCAAAAUGUCCUCCAACAGAGUUCCCAAAAGCACCAGCAGACCUUUCUGAACCAGCUCCGUGAAAUUACAGGCAUUAAUGAUAUCCAGGUGCUCCAGAAGGCAUUAAAGGAUAGUAAUGGGAAUCUGGAGUUAGCCGUUGCAUGCCUGACAGCCAAGAGUGCCAAGACCCAACAGCAGCAGCAGCAGGAGGCGGAAUCAUCCUACUACCAGACAUCCCAAACUGGCAACGACCGAUACAUCAGUGUAGGCAGCCAAGCUGAUACAAAUGUUAUUGAUCUGACAGGGGAUGAUAAGGAUGACCUGCAACGAGCCAUUGCUCUGAGUCUCGAGGAAUCUAAUCGCACAUACAGAGAGACUGGUAUCACUGAUGAGGAUGAAGCCAUAAGCAGAGUUCUUGAAGCCAGUAUAGCAGAAAACAAAGCAAGUCUGAAGCGAACACAUACUGAAGUAUGGAGCGAUUCUCCAAAUCCGUAUGAUAGAAAAAGGCAGGAAAACUGUCCGGUUGGACUUAAGAAUGUUGGAAACACCUGCUGGUUCAGUGCUGUUAUUCAGUCGUUAUUUAACUUGCUGGAGUUUCGCAGGCUGGUGUUGAAUUAUGCAACUCCUGCAUGUGCUCAGAAUGUACCGCACAAUCAUAAGGAGAAACGGAAUUUACCUUUCAUGCGAGAGUUGCGAUACCUUUUUGCCCUUCUGGUUGGGUCUAAAAGGAAAUAUGUCGAUCCCUCAAGAGCUGUAGACAUUUUAAAGGAUGCGUUCAAGUCUAGUGACUCACAGCAGCAGGAUGUCAGUGAGUUCACACACAAGCUACUCGACUGGUUAGAAGACGCCUUUCAAAUUAAAGCAGAAGAUGGGAGGGGAAAUGAAGAGGACAAAGUAAAAAAUCCCAUGGUCGAGUUAUUCUAUGGAAAGUUCCUAGCCAUAGGAGUUCAUGAGGGUAAAAGGUUUGAGAAUACUGAACUGUUUGGACAGUAUCCUCUGCAGGUGAAUGGAUUUAAACACCUACACGAGUGUCUUGAGGCUGCUAUGGUUGAGGGCGAGAUUGAAUCAUUACACUCGGAGAAUUGUGUAAAGUCUGGGCAAGAGCACUGGUUCACUGAGCUGCCUCCUGUUUUAACAUUUGAGCUCUCCAGAUUUGAAUUUAAUCAAGCCUUGGGAAGGCCAGAGAAGAUACACAAUAAAUUAGAAUUUCCUCAUGUGCUGUAUAUGGACAGGUAUAUGGUGAAAAACAGGGAUGCAACACGACGUAAGCGUGAUGAAAUCAGGCGACUGAAAGAACAGCUCAUGGUUUUACAGCAAAGACUUGAACGGUACCUAAGCUAUGGUUCUGGUCCAAAACGGUUUCCCCUGGCAGAUGUACUACAGUAUGCUUUGGAGUUCGCAUCAAGUAAGCCAGUCUGUGUUUCACCAGUUGACGAUAUUGAAACGAGUGUGCCUCCCAGUGGCACAGUAGCAUCACAGCCAACACCAAGCACAACAGAACAAACGAGUCGUGCUUUUCUGACGUCCAUUUCUGUUUCAUUGUUUCUGCCAUACAUUACAGACCUGCAGGAAAGUAUAUCAAGAAUCCAUUGCACAAUUGACAUGAUGUACGCUGACAAGCUGUUAAUGCAAAAUCCCUACAAGUUGCAUGCUGUGCUUGUCCACGAAGGGCAAGCAAAUGCAGGACACUACUGGGCUUACAUCUUUGACCACAAUCGGGAAUGGUGGAUGAAAUACAAUGACAUCUCGGUUACAAAAUCUUCAUGGGAGGAGCUGGAACGCGAUUCCUUUGGUGGUUAUAGAAAUGCGAGUGCCUACUGCUUAAUGUACAUCAGUGUCAAAGAAACAUACUUGAUACAAGAAGAGCUUGACAAAGAAACUGGCCAGCCAUUAAUAGGCUGGCAUACCUUGCCGCCUGAUUUACAGGAGUAUGUCAAGGAAGACAACCGGCGGUUUGAAAAGGAACUGGAAGAGUGGGAUGCACAGCAAACACGAAAAGCAGAGCAGGAACCGAUCUCUGCUGCUCAAACCAUAAAGGAGUAUCCGCCUUCAGCAACUCAAGCACAAGCAGUUGAACCAGAGUACAUGGAACAGGCAUCACAAGCCGAAGCCCUGCAUCCUGUAAGAGAGGAGACCGUGCAAGCCAUUAAUCAGGCAGCAGCGGGCUGUGAGGAACAAGGUCCAGAAGAAACCCUGCACACCACCUCUGAGGAAGAGUCCCCUGUCCAGACUGCACCUGCCCAGCGUAUUGUAGAGGUGGAGAUCCCCCACGUGGGUACCUUUGUGAUAGAGUCUGAAGAGGGGGGCUAUGAUGAUGAGGUGAUGCUGAGCCCGACCAUGCAGGGUAUUAUCAUGGCUAUAGGUAGAGCCCAGAAUGUGUAUGACAGGUUCGGGCCUGAAGCAGGGUUCUUUAAGGCUAUUAAAACAGAAUAUGCUCGUUUGGUGAGAAUGGCUCAAGAGGAUACCCCACCUGAAAAUGACUAUCGUCUGCAACAUGUGUUAGUAUAUUUCAUCCAGAACGAAGCGCCUAGGAAAAUCAUUGAGAGGACAUUACUGGAGCAGUUCGCCGACCGUAAUUUGGGUUUUGAUGAAAGGUGUCGUAAUGUAAUGAAAGUUGCCAGAUCCAAGUUGGAUAUGUUGAAGCCUGAUGAAGUAAACAUUGAGGAGUAUGAGAGAUGGCACCAAGAUUACCGUGAUUUCUUAGAAACGACUGUUUACCUGACGUUCAGCCUGGAAUCGUUUCAGAAAGGAAGCUAUGAGAAGUCAUUGAUCUGCCUCAUAUACGCCUAUCAGUAUAACCGAGAGCUGCUGUCCAAAGGAAUGUAUAGGGGACACGAUGAGGACCUCAUCUCACACUACAGGCGAGAUUGCUUAUUGAAAUUGAAUGAAUGUGCUGCAGGCUUGUUUGAGUCUGGGGAUGACCAAGAUGUAAAUGAAGGGCUCAGAGUUAUGAAUGAAUACGUUGUGCCAUGCCUACCACUGUUACUUGUGGAUGAAACUGAGGAGAAGGACAUUGCAGCUGUGGAGGAUAUGAGAAAUCGCUGGUGCUCGUACCUGGGAGAGGAGAUGGAACCUAAUUUGCAAGAAAAACUGACAGAUUUCCUGCCAAAGUUACUUGACUGCUCCAUGGAAAUCAAAGGUUUAUGUGAGCCACCAAAGUUGCCGUCCCUCUCCACACACGAAUUGUGUGAGCGUUAUGCCAAUGUCAUGAUAUCACUUAGUCGAAUGCCAGCUGAUGGCAGAUGAACAAGCACAGACCUUUUAAAGCACAGUGUAAAGACUUCUGUUUUAACUCCUUCCUUCUUAUCACAGGAGUUGCUUGUUGCUGCUAGAGUUUUACAUUUUUUUGUAUUUUAAAAGUGCAAAUGACAAAAGUGACUGUACAGACUCAAGCCAGACUGCACUCGAUGAAGCACCGAAAUGCAUGUCACGCCAGCUGUGUUUUAAUCAAAAACAGUACAUUAAGGUGGAAGUUCCCUAUUACAGUAUUACCACGCUUUUCUUUUAUAAACAAUGAUUUUAUCACUGGCUUCUGUUUUACUUCAGCCCUUCUCUGACUGUAACCCGGCGAGUAGUGUUAGGUGCUGUGUUUGAACACAGCAUCUGGUGACUUGUAAAUGAAAAGAAAAGAAUAAAGUUUUAUUUAUGACUAUA